This is a messenger RNA of Solea solea (common sole), 7410 nucleotides long. RefSeq names its product solute carrier organic anion transporter family member 3A1-like. Gene Ontology annotation, cellular component: membrane. Lineage: Eukaryota; Metazoa; Chordata; Actinopteri; Pleuronectiformes; Soleidae. The transcript has 10 exons. Gene Ontology annotation, molecular function: protein binding. Bases 438 to 2543 code for a protein of 701 amino acids. The record is from RefSeq and is a predicted model, not a curated record. Gene Ontology annotation, biological process: sodium-independent organic anion transport; transmembrane transport; prostaglandin transport.
UCUGUGCAUGGGAGGAGCGUCACAGCUUGGAUGCGGAGCUUGUAGAACCGACACCACCAUCACUGGUCCUGGGGUGGAGAUCGUUAUGCUGAGUGUGCGUGAUGAAACAGCUGUAGCCUGAAGAAGCCGCCUCACAGGCCACAGCGACACUGUUACCUACGUACUUAGAUGUGAUGUAGGAGCUGACAGACACUGACUGCACACACGGUGAGAGAGAAAAAAGGAGAGAGAGAGAGAGAGAGCGCUGACGGACUGUGCGUAAUCCUGUGACUGGACAGCAGUGCUUCUCUCACUGUCUUCCAGCACAGACGGGCCACUGACAGCAGAAACGCACUUCCUCUGCAGUGCAGCUCGUCACCACAGAGUCCGAUGCGUUCCGCCGGACCCAACCAGGUCAGUUUCAUGCCGUCCAUGCCGACAGGAACCUGAGCUGAAGGAUGCAGGUUAAAAACCAGAUCUGCACAGAGCGGAGCAGCAGCACCGACGACCCGGAGCAGGAGGACAACCAGAAAAAGACCUCAUGUUUCUCCAACAUCAAGAUCUUCCUGGUGUCGGAAUGUGCGCUCAUGCUGGCACAGGGAACAGUGGGCGCUUAUUUGGUAAGUGUCCUCACCACUCUGGAAAGACGCUUCAACCUACAGAGUGCCGAUGUGGGCGUCAUUGCUAGCAGCUUUGAAAUAGGCAACCUGGCCCUCAUCCUGUUUGUUAGCUACUUUGGCGCCAAGGCCCACAGGCCCCGUCUGAUUGGCUGCGGUGGGAUCGUCAUGGCACUGGGGGCGUUGCUUUCAGCACUGCCGGAGUUUCUCACCCACCAGUAUGAGUACGAGGCCGGCGACUCUUGGCACGCUGAGGACGGCAGGGACAUCUGCUCUAACAUCUCCAGGUCAGAAAACCGAGACUCUGGGUUUAAAUGUGGCAACAGAGCCAACACCAACAUGAUGUACCUCCUGCUGAUCGGAGCCCAGGUGCUGCUGGGUAUCGGAGCCACACCUGUCCAGCCACUGGGAGUUUCCUAUAUCGAUGACCACGUCCACAGGAAGGACUCCUCAUUGUACAUAGGUAUUUUAUUUUCAACAUUAGUGUUUGGCCCGGCUUGUGGCUUCAUCUUAGGUUCCGUCUGUACCAAAGUCUAUGUUGAUGCCGUCUUCAUUGACACAAGUAAGCUGGACAUCACCCCAGAUGACCCUCGCUGGAUCGGGGCAUGGUGGGGCGGCUUUCUCCUCUGUGGUGCCUUACUCUUCGUGUCAGCUCUCUUCAUGUUCGGCUUUCCCCAGGCACUGGACGAGCAGAGCAUGGAUGGUGUCGGGGAGAGUGAGCAGGCCAUGCUGCCUCCUUCUCUGUCCAUGGACUACCAGGGCUCUAAAUCUAAAGCGACCUUUCAUGGCUUUGAUAUGAACAGUGGACUCACGGUCUGUGAGCACCUGAGAGUCAUCCCCCGGGUUACCAGGCACUUACUGUCUAAUCCGGUGUUCACUUGCAUCACACUGGCAGCGUGCAUGGAGAUCGCCGUGGUCGCUGGCUUUGCCGCCUUCCUCGGCAAAUACCUGGAGCAGCAGUUCAACCUCACCACCUCGUCAGCCAAUCAGCUGCUAGGUAUGACAGCUAUCCCCUGUGCCUGUCUGGGUAUCUUCCUCGGGGGGCUGCUAGUGAAGAAGCUGAACCUGUCGGCUCUGGGCGCUGUUCGUAUGGCCAUGCUGGUCAACCUGGUGUCAACUGCCUGCUAUGUCUCUUUCCUCUUCUUGGGGUGCAACACUGGACCUGUGGCAGGGGUGACCGUCACCUAUGGCAACGAGACAUUGCAGUCAUGGCAGCGGCCGGAGUCAGCAUGCAUCAGUAACUGUAACUGCUACACAGCAUCAGUGAGUCCUGUCUGUGGUUCCAAUGGCGUCACCUACCUUUCAGCCUGCUUUGCUGGCUGCACCAAACCAAACCUGACCAGCUGUACGUGUAUAUCCAGCAACAACGAGGAGGCGGUGGCUUUACCGGGGAAGUGUCCCAGUCCAGGCUGUCAGCAGGCCUUCCUCACCUUCCUGUGUGUGAUCUGUGUGUGCAGCAUGAUCGGCGCUAUGGCACAGACACCAUCUGUCAUCAUCCUCAUCAGAACUGUAAGUCCAGAGCUUAAAUCAUAUGCUCUUGGAGUUCUGUUCCUGCUCCUGAGACUUAUAGGUUUCAUCCCUCCCCCUCUGAUCUUCGGCAUGGGCAUCGACUCCACCUGUCUGUUCUGGAGCUCUGUGUGCGGCGAGAAGGGAGCGUGCAUGCUGUACGAUAACGUGGCCUACAGGCACCUGUACGUCAGCAUCGCCAUCGUCCUCAAGUCGUCGGCCUUCAUCCUGUACACCACCACGUGGCAGUGUUUGAGAAAGAACUACAAGAAAUACAUCAAGAACAGUGAGGGCUACCUCACUCCCACCGAACUCUUUGCCUCUAACGUGACUCUGGACAAUUUAGGCAAGGAAAUCACGCAGAACCCUGCCAACAGGACAAAGUUCAUAUACAACCUGGAGGACCAAGAGCUGAGUAACAACAUGGAGUCAGUUUUAUAGUGGCGCUCUCUCCAGGGACUGCAGACUAGAACUAUUAAUGCUACUGACCUAAUACGUUUCUCUGUUGUUGUACUGGUUUAGAAGAAAGUCCUGGGUAAGGGUUUUAUUCUCCUUUCAGACUUAACAAUAAUUUCCCAUUCACAUUGCACUCAAUUUUAUCCGCUAUAAUUUUUACUUAAAUAUAAUUUAUCCAGUCUUUUUGGUUGUGCUGUUUUUUUUUCCUCCCUUGUUGACAAGAAAGAGAAAAGAGAGGAGAAAUUAGACUUAAAACACCACCAGAGAUUUUAAACGGGGGAUGUUGAUUUGCAUCCAGGACAAUUCUUCUACCAGGACAUCAGGAGAGCUUUUCUUUACAGAAAGAUUUAGUCACAUUAGGUUGAGAUGUAGCGCAGAAUCAGGGCUGUGUGAGCGGCAGUAAACGGCCUGUUCAUCAGUGGAUCAGUGGACAGUUUUGUUUUCCUUUAGAGGGGAAUAUUUUCUCAGGUCUUCAUGUUAAAUAGAAAGAAUGAGAGUUGAUGUAACGUGUCCAUCGUCAGAUGCAUUUUUAACUUGUUUUCAGAGCACUUUUCAGAUGCGAAGAACACACAGUUGUCGCACAACUGGGAUCUUUCCAUUCAGGGAGUCUCACUUUAGGUAACCAGGCAGCCUCGCCACACAUUUACACACUGGUGCCAAUAACUCACCUACCCUCACUCUAUUUUUAUUAUAAUUAACCUAAUUAGACAUAUAUAUAUAUAUAUAUAUAUACAAAAAAAUAUCUAUACACCAAACUGAACCAAUCCAUAUCUGCCAUUCUGCACUUGUGCAGUGACCCAGGCUCUAAUAUACUGAGUACAAUGAAAAAUUAAAACAACUAUAAACCAUAUUUCCCAAAACAACUCAGAAGUUAACUGCAGUAAUUUAUUUUACAUGUUUGUGACUUUGCAUUUACAAGGUAGCUAUACCCACGUGUCUCUCUUAUUUGCUUUCCAUGGAAUUGGCCUGUUGUCGUUCUAGAGGACGUUUGUGGAAGGUAGAGGAGUGCCUGUGUGCAGAUACGAGCAAAACCAACACUAAUAGGGAGCAUUGUAGGGAGCACUGAGCCACCACUUCCAUGUGCACCACCAACAUGGUUCACUGUUAAAUGUGAUGAUCCCUUUACUGUGCUAUGAUAAUGAAUCCUAGACAAGCUUCUGAGACCAAAUGUCUGUUUUACCGCCACAAAAGCAUUUUUUUUCUACUUCACUCAAAUCAGUUGAUCAUCUCCGUUACACAUCUCCGUUAUACUGUAAGGGUGACUUACAGUAUACAUAUAUAUACUUCAUCAUACUCAAAAUGAGUGAGGAUAAAAAGGAAUGAUGUGGGGCCCGCUCACAUCAGUACAUGGAAUUGCAACAUUUAUGAGAACGUUUAUAAUUUAUAGUAUAAUUCUGCCUCUCAUGUCACUGGGAGAUGAAGACGAAGAUGAAGAGAUACAGUUUGACUUAGUGGUUUACUUCCACUCUUGGGGAUGCCACCUUCAGCAGUAAUGCAUGGAAUACAUAGAAACACAAGAUAAAUACCAUGUAGGGAACAUUGUAUAAUAAGACUCUCCAAAAGGUACACGGUACAGAGCUGAGGCAGGCGGAGGCUGACGCUGAGAGCGAGCGAGCGCAAAAGGCAUUUAAGUGGAACGCCAAGUCAACACAGUGGUGAUAGUGGUGGGCUAGCUGUCGGCGGACACGGCGUAGCAUGACGCAGCCAGAGUUAGUUCCUUUAACAGCAUGCUGGUAAUGCAUGUGAUGAUAGAAAAUAAAUAAAUAAAUAUUUAGUAUGUCACAAAGUUGCACACACACUGUGGUUUGAUGGACAUGGUAGUGGUUAAAGACACAUUUAACUCUAGUGGCCUGUAAAUUCUAUUUUUGACCACAGGAAAGCUUUAUAAUGCAUACUGCAUUGUGAUGUUAACAUUUAAAGAAAACAAACAAAAAAAAAACAAACUCAGCUGACUCAUAAUCACUCACACUGCAGUGACUGUCUUAAUCUUACAGAUGUUUUUCUAUGGGAUUCUGAUUUCUGACAUAUACACUUUAUAUCGACUAUAUUGUUUUUUUUUCUUCCCUGCCUUACUUUGUAAGUAUUUAAUAUGUUUUGCAUCAAAAAUAUGGACGUUUUUGUCCAGCUUCUAACCAUUGCAAUAGAUGUGUUUGCCACAGAUGUUUAAUCCAUUUUGGGGUUUGACACAGGGACUUAAAGGAGUGUUUCAGCAUUUUGGGAAACUUUCUUGCCAAGCGACACUGAACCCCGCGAAGUAUCCCCGCAAAUCGUCCCUUCCCCAUAAACUUUUUUUUUUGCAGGUAAUUAAAUACAAAGUGUUAAGUCUUAAAAGUUGCUCGUGGAUGGAUUUUGUCACUGGAUCCAGGCAAACUUUUCCUUCUGUUUUCCACCUUUGCCCUAAAUUUAGCAAACCAGCUGCUGGCUACAGUUUCAUGUUUACUGUACAGACAUUAGAGUGGUGUCAGCCUUCACAUCGCUUGGCAAGAAAAUGAGUUUCCCACAAUGUUAAACUGGAAGUUAGUUGCAGUUGCCUACUACUCUUUCAAAGGUUUCCACUGCUUGGUUUCAUUUUACUUUAAUCGUUAUUUUUGCCUAUUAUGAGUGGAGAUUAGAACUAAACCACUCAACCAACUCACAAUGUAUUUAGUUUAGCACCUCACUGAACCAAUAGUUUGUUAUUUAAACGUUGCCAUGCACUGAUGCUUUACAUGGGACUGACGUAAGUGUCACAUUAAUGCUUGGCGGUAGUUGCUAAUGUCGGUAAAGUGAUGGUGAUGUGAUGUCCACCAUUGUUGGGUGCACUUUGUCUGACAAAAAACACAUUGGUCACAAGGAGAACAAGAGCUCUGUUUUGGACUGUGUAGAUUUUGAACUAAAUGUGCUGGAAUAUUUGCAUAUAAAGUUGGAAAGUUGAGCAUUUUUCAUAUGCAACACAAGUGAAGAGACGCAUGGGGGACAAAAAAAAAUGCAAUUUGGGGACACUUGAUGUUGCUUCAUUUAAAGUGAAAGAGAAGUGUUUCAGUUGACGCCUCCUGUGUUAGCAUCAGGAAAUCUAUGGAGAGGAAACUAUUGUUUGAGAUCACUUCCUAAUGGACCUAUGUUUGAAAGAGAGCUAUGCCAAACCACGCCAGACUAAUAUCUGCUGGGUUUGAUGUUUGACAGAAAAAGCCACAGAUUUUUUAGAGCUGCUUUGACACUUGAAUCCUUACAGUGGAGGAAAAUCUGGGCCUGGAACACUUUUCAAGCCCAAAUUUAAAUUAUCCCUGGCAGGACAUUUAUUACAGACAGACAUUAUGCUGAGGUGUACAGAAAAUACACAAAUAAAUAUUAAAAAAAAAGGAAGCUUCCACAUUUCUAAUAGACAGGAGGAUAAUGAAACCCAACAUUCCCAGCUGGUUUGCUGUUUCCUCCUUAGCGACUCCCAACAGGUGAUGCUGUAUUUUGAUAUCUGUAAUGUCCAGUGUGUCAUAAUGCUGACUCCUCUGUACAUAAUAGUACCAUACAAGUGCCAAAGUGACACCAUAGAAGUGUUCUGUAACAUCCUGCAGAGAACUUGUCUCAACACGCUGGAGCUCAGAGCAGAUCGUAUGUAGCCUUUCUGUGAUAUCCCUCCACUUACUUUCACCAUAUCAUUGUCCCCAAAACAUAUUGCCUAUAAAAUAUUGUAUAUUGGUCUAGAAAGCAGUAUUUAUUUAGGAUGUAAUAACUGUUAAUAUGUAGGACUUUUUCUACUAGUGAAGUUAUAGUCUAAUUUUGUCUUUCCAUCUGUGGCAAAGCUAACUGGUUGUUGCUUUGCUCCAAAUAUGAAAACAAUACUCGUCUUGAAACAAAUUACACCACGGUUGAGCUCCAGCCCGACCUGGUGCGGUAAUUAUGGUUGACUGUAGUGAAUCAGCCAAAUUUCACAGAUAGCAAUUCCUGCACCUGUGCCUGGAUAUUAAGCUUCUACUCUUGAGACUUUGUGAUGGAAGCCAAUGUUGUGCCAUAUCAACCUGUGCACUGUAACAUUCUACACGUACGAAGAAGAAGCCAACAUAUUGUAGGUCUGGUGUGCUGGCAAGUGGGACAGCACUUGCUUGACCAUGUAUUCACCUGCGGCGAAAGGACUGUUUCUUUUUGCACCUAAAUGUGCUGGAGAUGUUUUGCCUUGUGAUGAGAAAACUGCUUAUUUACACAUCAGUUUUUUUUCUAUAAAUUUAUUUUUCUUGUCAUUUUUGUUUGAUGACUUUGCCUUUUGGUACGAGCAGGUUGAUCUUUGUAACAGAUCUUUAGUGACGGAAGUAUUGAUAUAUGAAGAGUUUACUGCCAAAUACUACAACAUCUGUGGGAAAAUAUGUACUUAUCUGCCAAUAUUGGAAGUGUUACCUGUAAAUAAGUCCAGAAUUACUUGGACCAGAUUACUUUGUUGCCAUUGUUAAGAGCAGUCAAGUUUAGUAGAUGAAGGAUGUUGUUUUGGAUGGAAACUCUUCAUAUGCAAAUAGAUAAGCCUUUAGGCAGCAUGUUGCCUUUUUUUUUCACAGUAAAACCAUGUGCUAACCAUGUUAGUGAUGGUCUUAAAGUGUGUUUGCGUUUGUUGUGGGCGAUAGUCAUAAUGUGAAUUCCAUGGCUUUCUGCAUUGAGGGGACCUUUGUAGAGGGAAACGGGCAACAAAAGAAGAAAAUAUCACUUAUACUUACAGAGUAUCACAAAGACCUUCACCUUUGCGCGAUUGCAUCUUUGGGUUUGUUUUACGUUUUUCUUUUAAUGACAUAAAUUUAUAUUCAAAAGCUUUAUGUUCUGUAUAAUUCUUGGGAAAUGUUACAUGAUUGUGUGUUCAUUGUAAAUACAUUAAAUAUACUAUUUUUGGUUUUAA